Messenger RNA from Acaulospora morrowiae, 274 nucleotides. NCBI's taxonomy places the organism in Eukaryota, Fungi, Glomeromycota, Glomeromycetes, Diversisporales, Acaulosporaceae. The record is from the annotation of a GenBank genome assembly.
AUGCAUCAAUACUUUCUUCAACUUUUACCAAAAUGUCUGAAUUUGUCACAGGCACAACAGGAACUCAAGUGGCUUGCCCUUUACGUUUUGAAGAAAAGUAAAGAUAAUAAAAAAUACUUUGCAGAAAAACAGAAAAAAAGUUCUUAUGAGAAUAGAAUCAAAAACUUAUCAUUAAAAACAAUAAUAAAAAGCUUUAAUGAGAAUGAAAGGAUCCUGUUAAACGAGUUAAUUAGAGAACGUGUUGAGAAGUCGAAACCUUUACAAUAUAUAAUUG